AAUGUUAGGUAAGUCUGUUAUGCAGCCCGGCUAACUGAAGCUAGCUGUGAGUCCAGGAGGGGUGUGUCGGUGCUGCUGUGGACUCUUGUAGACUCGAUGGUCUCCUCCUCCAGGAUCCGGCUCAUUUGGCGUCACUUUGUGAACAGUGGAAUGGGAGAGAUGGCCUCCAAAGCUCAGCUGCCGACCCCAGAAUCAGCUCUGCCCGGCCGCAGCAGCAGCAUCAUCAAAGUCCCGGCCAAACAUGAUGUGAACGGAAACCGCAUGGUUCCACCGUUUCCAGAAGGGACAGAGAUGGUCAUAUUUGGUAUGGGAUGUUUCUGGGGAGCGGAGAGGAAGUUCUGGAGACAAAAGGGGGUUUAUUCCACUCAAGUGGGCUACGCAGGCGGAUACACAGCUAACCCCACCUACAACGAAGUCUGCUCAGGUAAAACAGGCCACACUGAAGUGGUGAGAGUUGUCUUCCAUCCAGAGAAGGUCAGCUUCGCCAACCUGCUCAAAGUUUUCUGGGAGAACCACAACCCGACUCAAGGGAUGAGACAAGGGAACGAUGUUGGGACGCCGUACCGCUCUUCCAUCUACACCUACUCAAAGCCGCAGUUUGAGGAAGCUCUGGCAUCCAAAGAUCAAUACCAGAAGGUUCUCACCGAGGAAGGUUACAACACCAUAACAACAGAAAUCGCAGAAGACCAGACGUUCUACUACGCCGAGGAUUACCACCAGCAGUACCUGAACAAAAACCCUAACGGAUACUGCGGCAUGGGAGGGACUGGAGUCACCUGUCCAAUAGGAGUCAAAUCAAAGGCCUGAACAGCCAAUGAGAGCAAGAGUUGAACCUCAGUCUGUUCAGUAAGGGUGCACAGACAGGGUGUCUUAAAGAUUUAAACAGCAGAUGUAAAGAGUUUGGGUUUUAAACAUGUAAACGUCUUUUUAUCAGAUCUUUUUAGCAUAAAUCCAACGAAUGAAACGGCUUCCUUUCUCUGCCAUGCUACAUAAACCUGAGAGGCUGUUCAUGGUCGACACGCUUCUCACUCUUUGCAAUAAUUAAAGGAACAUGGUAGGGUACCAUGGCUUCAGAUUCUGAGCAUAUUUUCAGUCUACACUUCUUCACACAUGCAUUGAAGUUUCAUUUGUUCUGUUUAUGAAGGUGUGAACUGAAGUACGCACCUGUCAGAGGAUUGUGACGAAUUGAACCUCAACACUGUUUUAUAAGGACGUUCAUUUUAGUGAGCUCGAGUCCAGAUUUCACUGCUGAUUACUACUCACAGAUUGGUUUUGCUGAGAGCUGUUUGCAUUGUGACUGCUGAUUAUGUUUGUAUUUCUCAGGUUGAUCUUCGAGUGAUUACUCAAAUCUCUGAAACUGAUGCAGGAAUAAAAAUAACAACACCUUGAAAAUA
Molecule: messenger RNA, 1394 nt
Organism: Notolabrus celidotus (New Zealand spotty)
Lineage: Eukaryota; Metazoa; Chordata; Actinopteri; Labriformes; Labridae
Gene: msraa
Product: methionine sulfoxide reductase A
Exons: 6
Coding region: 97-807 (236 amino acids)
Biological process (GO): cellular response to oxidative stress
Cellular component (GO): cytoplasm
Molecular function (GO): peptide-methionine (S)-S-oxide reductase activity
Source: RefSeq, a predicted model, not a curated record